Messenger RNA from Seminavis robusta, 777 nucleotides. The record is from the annotation of a GenBank genome assembly. NCBI's taxonomy places the organism in Eukaryota, Bacillariophyta, Bacillariophyceae, Naviculales, Naviculaceae.
AUGUCAUACAGGCAAGACGAGUUCUGUACCAAUCCUUACACAGGAAAGACAUACCCAAAACGCAAGAACUUCGCUCCCAAGACCACAGAAGCUGACGAAACUAUGGUCCACCCAGCAGAAGAAGGAGCGGCAUCCUGCGGAAACGAUGAGAGCUUUGAUCUGGAGUCCCUCUUCAACACAGGAGCCCACAAGAACAAGAACAAGAACAAAAGGAAGCCAACCAUGACUGGCUCAGUUGCUGAAAGCAGUAGGCGAACAAGGCAGAAACAUGGCAAUGGCAAGAGUGACGCAUCAGCUGUUCCAGAGAACAUAAAUGUCAAUGUGAGUGAGGACAUCGAUGACGUGGACGAUGGAAGUAAAGGGAGCAUCACUGCUGCUUCUUCCGAAGACUUCGAAAGAAAGGUAAGGGCUGUAAUUGAUAUGAAAAUUGGCGAUGACUUCGAGAAUGUGAUUAGGAAGAAAUUCGUCAAGGCAAUUAGAGACCCCAUCACCAAGUCCUGCAAGGAGAACCUGGAGCGAUUCAAAGGCGACGUCCUUCCAAAGCUGAAUGUUGUCAAUGACUAUGCCAAGAAUGCUUAUGCAAAGUCUGUGCACCUUCAGAUGAUGUUGGACGAGGAUCGUCAGAGUAAUAGGAAGUUCCAGAAGUUCAUGGUGGAGAAGUUGGGACAGCUUUAUGCAAGGCUUGACGCCCAGGGUGAGUGGAUGCUUACACGGUUUGGUAGUGCUGUGGAUGGCAGGCCACCGGCAGCAGGACGCAACAACAGGAUGGACGUCUAG